AUGACCCGUACUGCUACAGAGACCAUUAUCCCAUUAGACGAUUCCGUAAAGGGCAAGCUAGAUCCUGAAUAUGUUGAUUUUUAUAACAAGUAUAUAUGCAGUAAUCUUCCAAUUGUCUUAACGCACACUUUUCCGGUGGACUUUUUGAGAAGCAACGGGAAUGUUAUGCCUGGACAGUCUGAUUUACUCCCGGUUAUGUCUACACAAAAUAUCAUAAUCCCCCGAAAGCACACAAAAGCGCCUACUGGCGUUUCAGUUCGCAUUUUUCAACCUCACGGAGAUGCUCCUGAAGGCGGAUGGCCUUGUUUACUAUGGUUUCAUGGUGGUGGUUGGGUCCUUGGGAACAUCAACACGGAGAAUUCGUUUGCUACUCAUAUGUGUGAGCAGGCUAAGUGUGUUGUUGUGAACGUUGAUUACCGGCUAGCUCCAGAAAACCCGUUUCCUGCUUGCAUUGAAGACGGAUGGGAAACUUUGUUAUACUGUUAUGAAGCUGCAAACGUCCUUGGUAUUAAUCCCAAAAAAAUUGCCGUAGGCGGUUCCUCCGCCGGUGGAAACAUUUCUGCAGUUCUUUCUCACAGUAUCACAUCAUCUUCAUUUGAUUAUCCACCUCUUGUUCUUCAGCUUUUGGUCGUUCCCGUUUGCGAUAACACAGCCAGUGCCGAAUCUCACACCUCUUGGAAGUUAUUUGAAAACACCCCUCAAUUGCCCGCUGCAAAAAUGUUGUGGUACCGCAAGCAUUAUCUACCAGAUGAAAAGGAUUGGAACAAUCCGAAAGCUAGUCCAUUUUUCUACGCUGAGUCAAGUUUCAGAAAAGUUUGCCCUGCUCUGAUAUGCGCUGCAGGCUGUGAUGUUUUAAGUACCGAGGCCGUUCAAUACCAUGAAAAACUAUUGAAUGCUGGCGUUAAAAGUAAUAUCAAAGUAUAUGAAGGCUGUCCACAUCCCGUUAUGGCAAUGGAUGCUGUUCUUAGAAAAGGCCGAAUACUCAAUAAGGAUGCUACUGACGCAUUGUUAGCAGCAUUUUCGUAA
Messenger RNA from Schizosaccharomyces osmophilus, 1026 nucleotides. RefSeq names its product esterase/lipase, implicated in cellular detoxification. Gene Ontology annotation, molecular function: hydrolase activity. The transcript has a single exon. The record is from RefSeq and is a predicted model, not a curated record. The coding region runs from base 1 to 1026 and encodes 341 amino acids. NCBI's taxonomy places the organism in Eukaryota, Fungi, Ascomycota, Schizosaccharomycetes, Schizosaccharomycetales, Schizosaccharomycetaceae.